Aedes aegypti (yellow fever mosquito) is the source of this 1458-nucleotide messenger RNA. RefSeq names its product AP-3 complex subunit mu-1 (gene carmine). The transcript has 6 exons. Gene Ontology annotation, cellular component: clathrin adaptor complex; cytoplasmic vesicle. Gene Ontology annotation, biological process: endocytosis; intracellular protein transport. The record is from RefSeq and is a predicted model, not a curated record. The coding region runs from base 128 to 1372 and encodes 414 amino acids. Lineage: Eukaryota; Metazoa; Arthropoda; Insecta; Diptera; Culicidae.
UGACAGAUUUUGACAACCGAGCUAAACAAACCCGAAUCGAACAACACAUCAUCACCUCCGGGAGCGGAUCAUCGUUGAAAAAAUCGGAAAUAAAUCCGCAAAAAGUGCAAUUUUCGUGUGAAAAAACAUGAUCCACAGUUUGUUCAUCGUCAACUCAAGUGGCGAUGUCUUCCUGGAGAAACAUUGGCGCAGUGUCGUGUCCCGGACGUGUGUGUCCUACUUCCUGGAUGCCCAGCGGGAGAACCCUAAUGAUGUUCCACCGGUGAUCUCAACGCCACAUCACUAUCUGGUUUCGAUCCAGCGGGGAGGUGUCUCGUUGGUCGCGGCCUGUAAACAGGAAUGUCCCCCGUUGUUCGUCAUUGAGUUCCUCCAUCGGGUGGUGGACACGUUCGAAGAUUACUUCUCAGAAUGUACGGAAAGCAUCAUCAAGGAAAACUAUGUCGUGGUGUAUGAGCUUUUGGACGAAAUGUUGGACAAUGGAUUCCCGUUGGCCACGGAGAGUAAUAUCCUGAAGGAGCUAAUAAAACCGCCGAAUAUUUUGCGGACCAUUGCCAACUCCGUGACGGGGAAGUCAAAUGUUAGUGGCACGCUUCCUACCGGUCAACUUUCGGCUAUCCCCUGGAGGAGAACCGGUGUAAAGUACACCAACAAUGAGGCGUACUUUGACGUGGUAGAAGAAGUCGAUGCAAUUAUCGAUAAAAAUGGGCAGACAAUCUUCGCUGAAAUUCAAGGAUAUAUUGAUUGUUGCAUCAAGCUCAGCGGUAUGCCGGACCUAACACUGUCGUUUAUGAAUCCACGCUUGUUCGACGAUGUUUCCUUCCAUCCAUGUGUCCGCUUCAAGCGCUGGGAAUCGGAACGGAUUCUUUCCUUCAUCCCACCAGACGGUAACUUUCGCCUAAUGUCCUACCACGUCGGUUCGCAGAGUGUCGUAGCUAUUCCGAUCUACGUGCGACACAAUCUAAGCUUGAAACCGGGCGAACAAGGUCGAAUGGACAUUACGGUGGGACCGAAGACGACUCUGGGCCGGGUAGUGGAAGGCGUUAAGUUGGAAAUCCGGAUGCCAAAAGCGGUGCUAACCUGUGCCCUGCUCGCUAGCCAAGGCAAGUAUACGUUCGAUCCGGUCACCAAAACGCUUCACUGGGAUGUGGGAAGAAUUGAUGUGACCAAACUGCCGAACAUUAGGGGAACGGUUUCGGUGCAGUCGGGAUGUACUUCGCUGGAAACGAGUAUUGAUCGAGUACAAUUCACCAUAUCGCAACUAGCAGUGUCCGGAUUGAAGGUCAAUCGGUUGGAUAUGUACGGUGAAAAGUAUAAACCCUUCAAAGGGGUCAAGUAUGUUACGAAGGCAGGCAAGUUCCAGAUCCGCAUGUAAAGGUAAAGUUCUAUUAUUGUGUCAAUCUCAACCAUAUUUUAUGUUGUACUCAUCCAGUAAUAUAUUUAUACGAUCAUAUCAUUCCA